Prosopis cineraria is the source of this 798-nucleotide messenger RNA. RefSeq names its product disease resistance protein RPP2B-like. The transcript has 3 exons. Lineage: Eukaryota; Viridiplantae; Streptophyta; Magnoliopsida; Fabales; Fabaceae. Gene Ontology annotation, biological process: defense response. The record is from RefSeq and is a predicted model, not a curated record. Bases 23 to 700 code for a protein of 225 amino acids.
AGUUGGUACCCAAUUCUAUGGUAUGACAAUAAAUGAGUGGGAAUCUUUAUUGGAAAAAUUUAAAAGAAGUCCUGAUAAAGAUAUUCAACAGAUAUUGAAAGUAAGCUAUGAUGAUUUAAAUGAUUUUGAAAAAGAAAUUUUUCUUGAUAUUGCUUGCUUCUUCAGAGGACAAAAUAUUGAAGAUGUCAAAAACAUGGUGAAACAUGUUUAUGAUUUUGAUCCAAGUCAUGGUAUUAGAGUGUUGGUGAACAAAUGCCUCAUAAAGGUUCAAUAUUCUCAUGUUAAAAUGCAUGAUUUGAUGCAAGACAUGGGGAGAGAAAUUGUUCGUCAAGAAUCACCAAAAGAACUAGGAAAACGUAGUAUAUUAUGGCUUCAUCAAGAUAUUGUUCAUGUUUUGGAAGACAAUACAGGCACAAGUGAAGUCAAUAUUACAAUUCAAGACAAUUGGCUCAAAUGCAUGGAAGUAGAUUGGGAUGGAGAAGCCUUCAAGAGUAUGAAAAAUCUCAAAGUUCUUAUUUUUAACAAUGUGACAUGCUCAAAAAGUCUCAAAUAUCUUCCUAACAGCUUAAAAGUGCUCAAGUGGCAAGGGUAUCCUUCUUCAAGUUUGCCUGCUGAUUUUCGUCCAAAAAAGCUAGUUGAAUUCAACAUUGGGUAUAGUAAUUUGAGUUCCAUGGAAAUAGUCAGAAUUCAAACAAUUUGAGUGUUUUGAAUCUUCAAGGUUGUCAAUACAUUAUAGUGAUACCUGAUCUAUCCAAUCUCAAAAAUAUGAAGGAAUUAAUCCUUGCAAAUUGCAAGAAU